This is a messenger RNA of Lycium barbarum (goji berry), 1743 nucleotides long. RefSeq lists its product as uncharacterized. Lineage: Eukaryota; Viridiplantae; Streptophyta; Magnoliopsida; Solanales; Solanaceae. The record is from RefSeq and is a predicted model, not a curated record. The transcript is spliced from 3 exons. Bases 1 to 1743 code for a protein of 580 amino acids.
AUGGAGGAGGACCUUAAUCUUGAGUCCCAGAGGCUUUAUGAUUUGCUACAAGCCGUGAAUGCAAAGUUGUAUCCUGGUUCUUCCCUCUCUCAACUCGCAGUGAGGGGUUAUAAUCAAAUGAUGGAACUAUUGAAAGAGGCUUUACCUGAAGAUAACAUAGUGCUUGAUAGUUAUUAUCAGACCAAGAAGCUAGGUGAUGAUGAGGACCUAACAUCUUGUAAGUUUUGUGGCUAUGAGAGGUAUAAACAUCGUGUUGGUUCUCAUAAGAGGAAAUUGGUCCCUUACAAGAAAAUCUAUUAUUUCCCUUUGAUUCCUAUAUUGCGGAGAUUAGAUGCGUCUCAUGCUACAGAUGUCGACAUGAGAUGGCAUCACGAGAAUAUACAAGAGGAGGGGGCAAUGCGUCAUCUGUCAGACUCUGAGGCUUGGAAGCACUUCAAUGAAACUCAUUCUGUUUUUGCUGCAGAACCAAGGAAUGUGAGGUUGGGGUUAUGUACGGAUGGUUUCCAACCAUUUGCCCAGCCGGGGAGAAAAUACUCUUCAUGGCCUGUGAUUGUCACUCCAUAUAAUUUUCCUCCAAGGAUGUUUACGAAGGAGGCAUACAUGUUCUUAACUGUCAUUGUACCAGGGCCAGACAAUCCUAAACAAAAAAUUGAUGUUUAUCUGCAACCUCUAAUAAAGGAAUUGACUUUGUUGUGGGAGACAAGUGUAGAAGCAUUUGACAUCUCAAAAAAGGAAAACUUUCAAUUAAGGGCAGCUUUGAUGUGGACAAUCAACGACUUUCCAGCAUAUUCUAUGUUAUCAGGAUGGAGUACAGGUGGCAACUUAGCAUGUCCUUAUUGUAUGGAGGAAACACAAUCCUUCAGAUUAAAACAUGGUGGGAAAACAACUUGGUUUGACAGUCAUAGCAUAUUUCUUGAUCAAAAUCAUCCGUUUAGGAGAGAUCGUAAAAACUUUCUUAAAGGUCAUAUUGUCACAAGGCCACCACCUACCGUUAGAACAGGAGAAAAAAUUUUGAAUCAAACUUGUGAGUUGGGGAUAAGAAAAGUAACUGAGUUAGAUGCACGAGAAGUUAAUAAGAGGAUAUGUAAUUCAUAUGGAUGGAAAAAACGAAGCAUCUUUUGGGAUUUGUCUUAUUGGAGUUCUAACAUGAUACGACAUAAUCUUGAUGUCAUGCAUAUUGAGAAGAAUGUCUUUGAUAAUGUGUUUAACACUGUUCUUAAUGUUGUUGGCAAAACCAAAGACAAUCCGAAAGCACAUCUAGAUAUUGCAAAAUACUGCGAUCGACCGCAGUUAGCAAGGAAUCCUGAUGGAAGCUAUCCCAAAGCUGCAUAUACAAUAGAAAAGAAUAAAAAAAUUGUCCUGUUCGAUUGGUUGGAAGGUGUGAAGUUUCCAGAUGGGUAUGUUUCGAACAUGAGUCGAUGCUUGGACACGGACAAAUUUAAGUUAUUUGGCAUGAAAAUUCAUGAUUGUCAUGUGUUCAUGCAACGACUAUUGCCAAUUGCCUUUCGUGAGCUACUUCCUAGUAAUGUGUGGCGGGCAAUUACAGAGUUGAGUUUGUUUUUUAAUGAUCUUACUUCAACUGUUCUUCAAGUGGUUGACUUGGAGAGAUUAGAGGUACACAUCCCACAGAUCUUGUGUAAGUUAGAACGCCUAUUUCCCCUGGGAUUCUUUAACUCAAUGGAACAUUUACCCAUGUACCUGCCAUAUGAAGCACGGAUUGCUGGACCUGUGCAAUACAGAUAG